Molecule: messenger RNA, 2444 nt
Organism: Varroa destructor (honeybee mite)
Lineage: Eukaryota; Metazoa; Arthropoda; Arachnida; Mesostigmata; Varroidae
Gene: Hsp83
Product: Heat shock protein 83
Biological process (GO): protein folding
Molecular function (GO): ATP binding; ATP hydrolysis activity; ATP-dependent protein folding chaperone
Source: RefSeq, a predicted model, not a curated record
CGCGCAGAACGUAAGUUCCCUGAGAGGGUAUACGCAGAGUGAUCGCAAGUCAAGAGUGAAUUUCCUGUGUAAUCUGUUGAAGUGGCAUACGCAACCGGAAAGAUGCCUGAGGAGCAGCAGAAUGUGGAGACUUUCGCUUUCCAGGCGGAGAUCGCCCAAUUGAUGUCUCUUAUCAUCAACACUUUUUACUCAAACAAGGAGAUCUUUCUUCGAGAAUUGGUUUCUAAUGCAUCCGAUGCUCUCGAUAAGAUCCGUUAUGAAUCACUUACGGACGCCUCGAAAUUGGAGGCGCAGAAGGAGCUAUACAUCAAGCUCAUUCCUGACUCUGAGAACAAAACUCUUACCAUCAUCGACACCGGUAUCGGAAUGACUAAGGCCGAUCUUAUUAACAACCUUGGCACGAUCGCGAAAUCCGGAACCAAAGCUUUUAUGGAGGCUCUCCAGGCUGGCGCCGAUAUCUCGAUGAUCGGUCAAUUUGGUGUAGGUUUCUACUCAGCCUACCUCGUUGCCGAUAAAGUGACGGUGACCUCGAAACACAAUGAUGACGAACAAUAUACGUGGGAGUCAUCGGCAGGAGGAUCUUUUACGAUUCGUACGGAUAACACUGAGCCUCUCGGCCGUGGAACGAAAAUCGUCCUUCACUUGAAAGAAGACCAAGCCGAAUACUGCGAGGAGCGCCGCAUCAAGGAGGUUAUCAAGAAACACUCGCAGUUUAUUGGGUACCCGAUCAAGCUCCUUGUCCAGAAGGAACGUCAAAAGGAAGUGUCCGAUGAUGAGGCCGAGGAAGACGACAAGAAGGAGCAGAAAGAAAAAAAAGAUGACGAUAUUGAGGACGCCGGUGAAGAUGAGGAUGCCGACAAGGAGGCUGGUGACAAGAAAAAGAAAAAAACUAUCAAAGAAAAGUAUACGGAAGAUGAAGAGCUAAACAAAACUAAACCAAUUUGGAUGCGAAAUGUUGAUGAUAUUUCUCAGGAGGAAUACGGCGAGUUUUAUAAAUCGCUCACCAAUGACUGGGAGGACCAUCUAGCAGUGAAGCACUUCUCUGUCGAAGGACAGCUCGAGUUUCGUGCACUGCUGUUCGUUCCUAAACGAGCUCCCUUCGAUCUCUUCGAGAACAAGAAGCAAAAGAAUAACAUUAAGUUGUACGUACGACGUGUUUUCAUUAUGGAGAAUUGUGAUGAGCUGAUUCCCGAAUAUCUGAACUUCAUGAGAGGUGUUGUAGACUCCGAAGACCUCCCUCUUAAUAUUUCACGUGAAAUGCUCCAGCAGAAUAAGAUCCUAAAAGUUAUACGUAAAAAUCUGGUUAAAAAAUGCCUUGAGCUCUUCGAAUCUAUCGCUGAGGAUAAGGAGAUGUACAAAAAGUUCUACGAGCAGUUUUCCAAGAACAUGAAGCUGGGAAUCCACGAGGACUCGCAGAACCGCAAGAAGCUUGCUGAUCUUCUAAGGUACUACACUUCUGCCUCUGGUGAUGAAAUGUGCUCUAUCAAAGAUUACGUAAGUCGCAUGAAGGAUAACCAGAAGCAUAUUUACUUCAUCUCCGGCGAGUCCCGUGAAGCUGUGGCGAACUCCGCGUUUGUUGAGCGUGUGAAGAAGCGCGGCUUUGAAGUGAUUUACAUGAUCGAGCCGAUUGAUGAGUACUGCAUCCAGCAGCUCAAGGAGUACGACGGAAAGCAGCUCGUGUCGGUUACAAAGGAAGGACUAGAACUCCCUGAGGAUGAAGAGGAGAAAAAGAUGUUUGAAGCAAAUAUCAAGAAAUUCGAGGGUCUCUGUAAAAUCAUUAAGGACAUUCUGGACAAGAAGGUAGAGAAGGUGGUAGUUUCGAACCGCUUGGUCAGUUCCCCAUGCUGUAUUGUUACUUCACAGUAUGGGUGGUCAGCAAAUAUGGAGCGUAUUAUGAAGGCGCAAGCUCUGCGUGAUUCCUCUACCAUGGGCUACAUGGCAGCGAAGAAGCACCUCGAAAUCAACCCCGAUCAUCCAAUCAUUGAGCAGCUUCGAGUAAAGGCUGAAGCUGACCGCAACGACAAAUCUGUCAAGGAUCUCGUGCAUCUUCUCUUCGAGACUGCGUUAUUGUGCUCAGGCUUCAACCUCGAUGAACCUGGACAACAUGCCGGGCGCAUCUACCGUAUGAUCAAGCUUGGACUUGGUAUCGAUGACGACGGUUCCGAAAUUGAUGAUGAGACUGUUGAGGGACCGCCCGCGUUGGAGCCUACUACCGAGGACGCUCAGCGCAUGGAGGAGGUAGAUUAGUUAUCCCGGCCUAGUUACUCCGCCCAGUUAUGAUGCUAUACGAUCGGAAAGAAUUACAGUGAACUUCAGUUGUAAAUUGAUUCAUUAGUUAAAGCUUUCGUUCCUUGUAAGUAAGCCCCCGUAAGGCAUACCUGUACGAGUUGCGCCUAUUAAUUCAAUAAACUCGUUAUCCUGUACAGAUAAAAUCAAGUUUGUUA